AUGAGCUUGGUAUGCUCACUUGUUGUCGUCCUGAUGAUCGUCCUUGUGAGCGCCGGCGAUGAGGCCGCGUUGCUUGCUUUCAAAUCGCAGCUUAGCCAUGGUGGCUCGCUAGCCUCCUGGAACGGCAGCACUGACUUUUGCAGCUGGAAAGGAGUGACGUGUAGCCACCGCAGGCCAGCGCGGGUGGCGGCGCUGAGAUUGAACGGCGCCGGGCUCGUCGGAGCACUCUCCCCAGCCAUUGGGAAUCUCACGUCCAUGCAGAUGCUCGAACUAGGCUCCAACUCGCUCCACGGAGACAUUCCGGCGAGCCUCGGCCGACUCCACCGCCUGCAGAGGCUCUACUUGAAUUACAACUCCUUCUCUGGCACAUUCCCUGCUAACUUGAGCUCUUGCACCAGCAUGACCGAAAUGAGACUGGACUACAACAAGCUUGGCGGGCACAUCCCGGCUGAGCUUGGCGAGAAGCUCACGUCCCUGACAAUAAUCUCGCUGAGAAAAAACAACUUCACAGGGGCCAUCCCGGCAUCGAUGGCCAACCUGUCCAAUCUACAGUUCCUUGAACUCACUGUGAACCAGCUCAUUGGUUCAAUCCCAUCAGGGCUGGGAAGCAUCCGGAGCAUGCGUUUUUUCACUCUCUAUGCAAAUAACAUCUCUGGUACGCUUCCACCUUCUCUCUACAACUGGUCAUCCCUGGAAGUAUUUGGUGUAGGGUCAAAUAUGUUGUACGGAAGCAUUCCGGAUGAUAUCGGAAGCAAGUUCUCCAAGUUGAGACAUCUUGGCUUGCUUAAUAAUCACUUCACAGGAACCAUCCCUUCCUCAAUAUCCAACAUAUCUUCCAUCCAAGUACUUAUGCUCGCGUCAAACAAAUUUAGUGGCAGACUGCAGCUAUUGGCAUUCAGCAACAAUGCUUUUGAAGGACAACUGCCAGGUUCAAUUGUAAACCUCUCAACGACUCUCCAGUCCUUAUACUUUGGUGGAAGUAUGAUCUCUGGAAUUAUUCCUGCUGACAUCAGUAAUCUGGUUGGUCUCAAUGUUCUUGAUAUAGCAGCUACCUCUAUAUCUGGAGUGAUUCCAGAUAGCAUCGGUAAGCUAGAGAACUUGGUCAACUUAAACUUGAUCAACCAUACCUUGUCUGGUCUCAUACCUCCAUCGCUAGGAAACCUUUCACAAUUGAUUAGCCUUCGUGCACGUGAUUGCAAUUUGGAGGGGCCAAUUCCAGCAAGCCUGGGAGAGUUGAAAAAUAUCUUUAUGCUUGAUUUGUCAAGGAAUUUCCAUCUUAAUGGUUCAAUACCAAGAGAGAUUUUGAAAUUAACCAGCCUCUCUUUGUAUGUGGACUUGUCAUACAAUUCCCUUUCUGGACCCAUUCCCAAUGAAGUUGGUAGCUUGUCAAACCUUAACCGACUUAUUCUAUCAGGAAACCGAUUGUCUGGCGAGAUACCUGAUAGUAUUCAGAAUUGCAUAGUGUUGGUACUGCUAUCAUUAGAAAAUAAUUCAUUCGAGGGAGUCAUAUCUCGAUCACUGGCAAAUAUAAAGGGGCUCAUUAAACUAGACCUCAGCAUGAAUAAGUUCUUUGGUAAUAUUCCUGAUGCCCUUGGUAAUAUUGGAAACCUGCAAGGACUAUACCUAGCACAUAACAACUUGUCAGGGUCAAUCCCGUUAGUCCUACAAAAUUUGUCAUCAUUGUCUGAACUGGAUAUAUCCUUCAAUAAUUUGCAAGGCGAGAAUCUCAAACCAAGCCAGAAUACAGUAGCACAAAAUUCAAUUGUUGGUGACCGUUACAAUAGAAUCCCCUAUCAUGCAUUAUGGAAAGGAACUAACGGAUUUUCAGAAGCCAACUUGCUUGGGAGAGGAAGUUAUGGUGCAGUUUAUAAGUGUGUUUUGAACACUGAAGAAAGAACAUUGGCUGUCAAGGUUUUUAAUCUUGGUCAAUCUAGGUAUUCAAAGAGUUUUGAGGCUGAGUGUGAGAUCAUGAGAAGGAUGCGACAUCGUUGUCUCAUUAAGAUCAUUACUUCUUGUUCGAGCGUCAACCACAAAGGUCAGGAGUUCAAGGCAUUGGUUUUUGAGUUCAUGUGCAAUGGUAACUUGGAUGGUUGGCUUCAUCCAGAAUCUCAACAACCUACUACAAACAACACACUCAGCCUUGCUCAGAGGCUUGAUAUUGCUGUCGGUAUUGUGGAUGCAAUAGAAUAUCUACACAACUACUGUCAACCAUUGGUAAUCCAUUGCGAUCUCAAGCCAAGAAACAUUCUUCUUUCUGAAGACAUGAGUGCACGAGUUGGAGACUUUGGCAUAUCAAGGAUUCUGCAAGAAAAUACAAGCAAGGGGAUGCAAACUUCAUAUAGCUCAACUGGAAUUAGAGGUUCCAUAGGCUAUGUUGCUCCAGAGUACGGUGAAUGCUCUGCUGUCUCAACAGCUGGUGAUCUUUAUAGUCUUGGCAUAUUAUUACUUGAGAUGUUUACCGGAAGGAGCCCAACAGAAGGCAUGUUCAAAGAUUCUUUGGAUCUGCAUAAGUUUGUUGAGGAUGGAAUCCCAAACAGAACCUUGGAGAUAGCCGACCCAACAUUGUGGCUGCACAUCGGACGACACAAUAACACUGCCAAUAUUAGAAUCCAGGAGGUAUUGGUUUCGGUCUUAAGGCUUGGCAUAUCAUGCUCAAAGAAACAACCUCGAGACCGAGCACUGACAAAAGAUGCAGCAGCCGAGAUGCAUGCAAUCAGAGAUGCAUACCUCAAGUUUACAGGGGAACAUGGACCAGAAAGAGAAGCCUCAACUCUAGAAAAUUCAGAAUAG
Triticum aestivum (bread wheat) is the source of this 2790-nucleotide messenger RNA. RefSeq names its product receptor kinase-like protein Xa21. The coding region runs from base 1 to 2790 and encodes 929 amino acids. NCBI's taxonomy places the organism in Eukaryota, Viridiplantae, Streptophyta, Magnoliopsida, Poales, Poaceae. The record is from RefSeq and is a predicted model, not a curated record. Gene Ontology annotation, biological process: protein phosphorylation. The transcript has 4 exons. Gene Ontology annotation, molecular function: ATP binding; protein binding; protein kinase activity.